This is a messenger RNA of Fukomys damarensis (Damara mole-rat), 1294 nucleotides long. It is a transcript of the gene Kazald1, whose product is annotated as Kazal type serine peptidase inhibitor domain 1. The annotation marks the transcript as partial. The record is from RefSeq and is a predicted model, not a curated record. Gene Ontology annotation, biological process: regulation of signal transduction; regulation of cell growth. The transcript has 4 exons. Gene Ontology annotation, molecular function: insulin-like growth factor binding. Gene Ontology annotation, cellular component: extracellular region. NCBI's taxonomy places the organism in Eukaryota, Metazoa, Chordata, Mammalia, Rodentia, Bathyergidae.
CGCACCUACACCCAGAUCUGCCGCCUGCGGGAGGCGGCCACAGCGCGGCCUGACGCCAACCUCACCGUGGUGCACCCGGGGCCCUGCGAGUCGGAGCCUCGAUUCCUGUCGCAGCCCCAGGACGUUUGGGAUGUGACAGGGCAGGAUGUGAUCUUUGGCUGUGAGGUGUUUGCGUAUCCCAUGGCCUCCAUCGAGUGGAGGAAGGAUGGCUUGGACAUCCAGCUGCCAGGGGAUGACCCCCACAUCUCUGUGCAGUUUAGGGGUGGGCCCCAGAGGUUUGAGGUGACCAGCUGGCUGCAGAUCCAGGCUGUGCGACCAAGUGAUGAGGGUGCCUACUGCUGCAUUGCCCGAAAUGCCCUAGGUCAGGUCAAGGCCCACGCCACCCUGACCCUGCUCACACCAGAGCAGCUGAACUCCACAGGCAUAGCUCAGCAGUGGCCGCGGAACCUGGCGCCCGAAGAGGAGGAGGCUGGAAGUGAGGAGGGUGAGGAUUACUACUAGGUCCACAGUUCUGGUCCUCGGCAGGGAAGACCGGCGUAGUGUUGGUCCCUGCCCUGCUCAUGAGAAGACCUGGCAAAGACGUGGAAGGAGGAGCACGGAUGGUUCUGAAGCUCCUAGUAGGUUGCGGUGGUAGGGAGAGACUCCAGACAGGGGUGAUAGGGAGGCCCCGAGGAGGGGCGUGGGAUUCACAGGAGCCUAUGCAGAGAUGCUCGGGCUCGCAAACUCUCCAACACGGUGGCUGGCGGGAAGCAGCGGCCUGCUGGUCCUGGGGCAAACUGGCUGCCGAGUCCACAGAGAGCUGAGGACUCCAGGAUGCCCCCUUCUCUUCAGCAGCCCUUCCCCCAGCCCAGCUCAGCCCGUCUUCUAACUGCCAGGCCCUGUUGCUGCUGUCACUUUUGGGGUAUCCAGCCUUGGCCAAGCCUCAGUGUACCCCUCCUUGCAACUCAUCUUCCAGUUUUUCUCUCACCUCAGUCCUGCUUGCUCUUAGUAACUGCGGUCCUUUGUGCUCUUCGUGGGCUCUGUGAGAGAGCACAGCAGAGUAGUUUGGCUCUGUGCAGUGCCUGCUCCCACCCUGCACACUGUGUAGAGGACCUGACUCAAGACAGGCCUCGUAGGCGCCAAUAAAGAUUAAUGAGCCGAGCACACCGCUGCGCACAGCUCCUGCAGGAGCCCGGCCUCCGUGUGGGACUCCUGCACUCUGCCCAGGAAGGUGUCCUCCCAGCCUGCCCCCUCCUGGGGCUGGUAGGGUGGAUUCCUAGGCCCUGUCUCCUCUCCAGGCUGAGUGGGAAGCCAG